GAUUCGUCAUCGCAAAAAGCCUUGGUCGUGGAAAAGCGAUUUAUCAUCACAAAAAGAUAAGCGGAUUGUGUGGAUCGUGCGUGGGUUAGAGAACUCUAUUAUUCUACCGUCAGUUGGGGUGACAUUGGACUUAGAGGGAACAUAGGGCAAAAAGAUUUGUAACGGGUUUUAUAGAGCAUCUUUUAAUGAUUAUAAACCAACCCAACAACAGACUAAAACAACAAAACUUUCUUUUGGAAUGAACAAAAACAGGUUCGUUUUAGAAUGGGCCAAAAUACACAUGGCCCAUAGUCACCCCCACCGACGGUUUUUACUAUAGAUUCCACAUACAUUGAAGCGGGUUGAGCGCGGAGAAGAAUCGAGAAAGAGCUACCGCAAGAGAGAGCGAGCUUUUUUGAUUAGCUCAAGUCAAGUCUUGUAUCUCGUUGGUGUCGGACGUGUCGCCGGAACGUAGGAUCCCUUUUGAAACCGGCUAAACUGUGUAAUAGCUUCAUUCUGUUACGUGAUUUGUUCCGUUGUCCAUCAGCCAGUGUGGUUGGAUAAAUUUGUAGAUGCGUACCGAAUGAAGUAAAACUAAAUCUCAUACAAAGAGGGGACUACAAACGCAUCCAUUACAAAAUGUCCAGCAUAAAGAACGUGGUCGUCGUAGGCGCCGGAACCAUGGGAUCGGGCAUCGCAUUGGUUUCAGCCGCCACCGGUCACUCCACCAGUGUGGUCGAUUUGAACGCGCAGGUGCUGGAAAAGGCGCGUGGGGAAAUCGAAAAGAAUGCCGCCCGCUUGGGGCGCAAAUUCUUCAAGGAUGAUCCGCAGGCGGCCGGUGCACUCGUUGCGGAAACUCUCGGUAGGGUGAAGUAUUGCGCCGAGUUGGAGGCGGCGGUUCGGGAGGCCGAUCUGGUGAUUGAAGCGAUCGUGGAGAACGUGAAGAUCAAGCAGGAACUUUUCAAGAAGAUUGAUGAGAUCGCUCCUCAGCAUACAAUUUUCGUGAGCAACACUUCGUCGCUGUCAAUCGUGGAGUUGGGUAGCGUGACCAAGCGCGAGGAUCGCUUCGCCGGGUUUCAUUUCUUCAAUCCGGUGCCGCUGAUGAAGUUGGUUGAGGUGAUUAAGACGGAUAAGACUUCGGAGGAGACGAACGCGAGUUUGUUGGCUUUCGGAGGUGCCCUUGGGAAGACUUGUAUUAGCUGCAAGGACACUCCGGGUUUCAUCGUAAACCGGUUGCUGUUGACGAUCAUUUCGGAAGCACUUGGAAUGCUGGAACGUGGUGACGCUAGUUUGAAGGACAUCGAUACAGCGUUAAAGUUGGGACUGGGUCAUCCCAUGGGGCCGUUUGAGCUGAUGGACAUGAUUGGGCUGGAUGUUACGUUGAAUAUUAUGCAGGAACGACAGGCGCGAAAUCCUAAUGACUUAUCGCUAAGGCCAAGCCCCACCUUGGUGAAGUUAGUUUCGGAAAAUAAACUUGGCGUUAAAAAUGGUGAAGGAUUCUUCAACUACAAGUAGACUGAUUAUGCAUUUAUAUUAACUUACACUUGGUUUUGGGAAGCUAUUUUUUGUUAAAUUUUGAAAAUAUAUAUCGAGCAACGGUGCCGCAAACACA
Molecule: messenger RNA, 1591 nt
Organism: Culex pipiens pallens (northern house mosquito)
Lineage: Eukaryota; Metazoa; Arthropoda; Insecta; Diptera; Culicidae
Product: hydroxyacyl-coenzyme A dehydrogenase, mitochondrial-like
Exons: 4
Coding region: 619-1494 (291 amino acids)
Biological process (GO): fatty acid beta-oxidation
Cellular component (GO): mitochondrion
Molecular function (GO): (3S)-3-hydroxyacyl-CoA dehydrogenase (NAD+) activity; NAD+ binding
Source: RefSeq, a predicted model, not a curated record